UACUUUUGUUUAGUACUGCAUCCAUAUCAUUUUAGCUGUUGGUUACAUUCACAUAACAAAAUUAUUAGGUACUCGUAACGUGUGCCAGCCGCGAGUCGGUCGUGUGCGAUCAGUUCCACGUAAGUGUCGAUCAUAACAGUUAAAUGUAAAGAUUAGUUUCAAAGUGAAUGUGAAUCAUCAGCUGUUAAUAUCCGUUAUUCGGGUUCGGUGAACAGUGCGUGAUUUAAAUUUUAUAUUUCCGAAUGCUACUGUCUCAGUAAUACGUGUAACAUAAGACUAUUAAUAUGACGGUGCCCCCAAAUACUCAAUCAAUUGUCGUCGGCGUAAUUGAGAAUAAAACUAUUAAAAGUAAAUCACUCUUCAAAUCGAUAACAAUUUGGUGUGCAUUACAAUGGAAACCUAUCUUAGCAGAGUUCAUAGCCACAGUCCUAUUGAUAAUAUUUGGAUGUAUGUCAUGUAUACCCUUAGAAGGAUAUACACAGAAUCCUGCAGUUUACGCACCUUUAGGUUUUGGUUUGACAGUUAUGUUUAAUAUACAAAUAUUCGGACACAUAUCUGGUGCGUUUAUGAAUCCAUUUGUUACAACUAUUGCUGUUAUAUGGGGCAAGAUACCUGUAUCCCUUGGAGUGGCUUUUAUAUUUGUCGAAUGCGCUGGAGCAAUUUUGGGAUAUGGAUUCCUUCUUCUCGUGUCUCCUGUUGAUAUGUUAACUGAAGGAAUUUGUAUGACUCAGCUACAUAAAGGUAUCAACGAGGUUCAAGGAUUUGCAAUUGAACUGGUUUUAACAAUAGCACUUUCAUUAAUAAACUGUGGUUUGUGGGAUCCGAUAAAUGAAAGUAAACAAGAUUCCGCUCCAUUGAAAUUUGGUUUGACUAUUCUGGGAUUAUCGAUAGCUGGUGGUCCUUUGACUGGGGCUAGUAUGAAUCCCGCUAGAUCAUUAGGACCUGCAGUUUGGAACAAUAAAUGGGACGCUCAUUGGGUAUACUGGGCAGGGCCUUUCAUAGGUGGUAUUUUGGUAGCACUCUUGUACAAAUAUACAUGGCUAAGUAAACAUAAACAGGAACAAGAUGAGCAUUAAGAAUAUCCAAUAAGUGUAUCGCAAUUAAAAAUACGCUGCAGGAUAUAAAUAUUAACAAUAACAAUUUGGAUGCAAAUUUGAAAAUGUAUAAUAGCACAUUUAAGAAUAGCAAUAAGGAUGUUUUAAUAACAAUAAAUAUUGAUAAUUAUUUAUUUAAAGUAAAUGGAAAAAAACAUGUAGAUUACUCUUUCGAUAGUUUUACUAGUAUUUCAAUUUAUUAAAUUGUAUCGGUCUUUGGACUGGGUAUACAAAAAUAUUAAUUCCUGUUCUUUGGUCGUCAAACUUUGAUAACAUGUUCUUCUAAAAGGGUAAAAGGGACCAAAGUUUGAAUGUUAAAGAUAUUAAAAACAUGUUUAAACGAUUAUAAAAUAAAACAUUUACUAAGACAUAAUAGAAUAGAAUUUAUAUAGUGAUCGUCUGUCUGAUCUGAUGUAAGUGUUUCAAUAUCGUGUAUAGAGGUUUAAGUAUAGAGUGGAAGUUGUUCUCUGUAUAUUAUGUAUGGUUUGAUUUACAGGAAAGUUAAAGACAAGUGAAAGUUGUAUAGAUAUCAUAAAGUCAAAUAAUCUGUAAUAAAAGUAACGGGUACAAACUGUCAAAUAAAUUACCUGCAUAAUAACUAAAAAAUAUAUAAUAUAAGAACCGCCAUUUGUUUAUCAU
Messenger RNA from Achroia grisella, 1733 nucleotides. Its product is annotated as aquaporin AQPcic-like. Gene Ontology annotation, molecular function: water channel activity. The coding region runs from base 285 to 1076 and encodes 263 amino acids. The record is from RefSeq and is a predicted model, not a curated record. Gene Ontology annotation, biological process: transmembrane transport. Lineage: Eukaryota; Metazoa; Arthropoda; Insecta; Lepidoptera; Pyralidae. Gene Ontology annotation, cellular component: plasma membrane. The transcript has a single exon.